ACUAAACAAACCUUUCCUUUUAAAAGCAAUUUCAAUCCUAAUUUCUGCAUUUCAAAAUGUCACUUACUGAUGAAAAAGACUCGGAAUUCAGUAAUAUCACGGAAAAUAACUUAAACCGAAUUCACAACACUGUAUCAAAGGUUGGUUAUUCUGAUGGUAUAACAAAUGGCCGUGAAAGUGUCUUUCAAAUGGGUUUUGAUACCGGCUACGAAAAAGGAUUUGCUACCGGCUUCGAGUUGGCCAAAUACAAAGCCUUUUAUGACGUUAUGAAUAAAAGUUCCUCAGCUCCCGAGACUUUGAAGUCAGAAGGAAAUCUCUAUGAACAAUUGAACACUCCAACAGCAACCGACAAGUCUCAUUUCAUGACGGGCGCUAACGACGAAGUAGCUCGCCUCUCCCAACAACAAUCAGACUAUUUGAAUGAAAAGAAAUCUCUGUUCGCCAAGGACUUGCCUAUUGCUACUAGUUUAUUCUCUCGAUAAAGAUUAAUACACAUUUAAUAGAAAAAAUAUUAUUAAUAAAAAAAAAGUUGAUGGGAACGACA
Messenger RNA from Eupeodes corollae, 544 nucleotides. RefSeq lists its product as uncharacterized. The record is from RefSeq and is a predicted model, not a curated record. The coding region runs from base 57 to 482 and encodes 141 amino acids. The transcript is spliced from 2 exons. Lineage: Eukaryota; Metazoa; Arthropoda; Insecta; Diptera; Syrphidae.